This is a messenger RNA of Oryzias melastigma (Indian medaka), 1020 nucleotides long. RefSeq names its product solute carrier family 31 member 2 (gene slc31a2). The transcript is spliced from 4 exons. The record is from RefSeq and is a predicted model, not a curated record. Gene Ontology annotation, molecular function: copper ion transmembrane transporter activity. Bases 277 to 750 code for a protein of 157 amino acids. Gene Ontology annotation, biological process: copper ion transmembrane transport. Gene Ontology annotation, cellular component: membrane. Lineage: Eukaryota; Metazoa; Chordata; Actinopteri; Beloniformes; Adrianichthyidae.
GUUGUUAGAACCCCUGGGGGCCUAAUUUUGUUUCUAUGUUAGAAAUUCGAAGAAUAUUUGCUUUUUUUAGUGCUGACAUUGAACUUCAUCACCCAUGAGCCUUUGCGUCUCGCAUGAAAGUCACGAGGGCUGGGUGUUUCUGUCAUUAGUGAGGUGCGUGAAAACCAUGGUUUCGCUUGGCAUGUCCCGAACUUUUGACGUCCUUCUCCUGGACCUGUGGUGAGACCCGAACUCACCGCGGACGGAACCGCAGUUUGGAUCUGGAAGUUUGCGACAAUGCGCAUGACUUUCGGGGUGUCCAGCAGUGUGACGCUGCUGUUUGACGGCUGGGAUGUGCACAGCCCGGCAGGGAUGGUGCUGUCCGUGUUGCUGGUUCUGCUGCUCACGCUCUUCUACGAGGUGCUCAAAGUGUGGAGAGUGUGGCUGAGCGGCUCCCGGCUGGCCGUGCGCGCGCCUGCAUGCACGCCCCCUCCGUCCAUGCACAGUGAAAGCGCCUCCAUGCUGGAGAGCAGCCCAGAGAUCUCCCUGGCCCCCGUGGAGCUGCACGCCCCCGGCGCCACCAACAGCUGGCUGCUGCGUGUGAUCCAGACCGGCCUCCACGUGCUGCAGGUGGUUCUGGGAUACAUGCUGAUGCUGUGUGUCAUGUCCUACAACACCUGGAUCUUCCUGGGCGUGGUCCUGGGAUCCGUCCUGGGUUACUUCCUCUCCUUUCCACUCCUGGAUCAGAUGCAGCCGUUAAGACUGGUGUGAUGACGGAGGACUGACGUGGAGUUUUGUUUGAGGAUUGAUCGAGCUUAAGGAAAAGUGUGUAAGCGUUUGGAAGCUGGAAGUCUUUCUUCAGGUCUUUAAGAUUCUAAAAAAUGUUCUUUGGAAAGUUUUGACCUGCUGAUGAAGAGGAGCUGCCAGGAAAGAAGAAGAGUGUUUGAUUUCUCUGAAGCAGAGAUGUCAUGAAGACAAAGAUCUCCAUCCUUUUUUUUCCUGCGUUUUUGACAUGAAUAAAAAGGGCUUCUGAUUGUUUCA